Molecule: messenger RNA, 1902 nt
Organism: Oryzias melastigma (Indian medaka)
Lineage: Eukaryota; Metazoa; Chordata; Actinopteri; Beloniformes; Adrianichthyidae
Gene: ublcp1
Product: ubiquitin-like domain containing CTD phosphatase 1
Exons: 11
Coding region: 697-1653 (318 amino acids)
Biological process (GO): protein dephosphorylation
Cellular component (GO): nucleus
Molecular function (GO): protein binding; protein serine/threonine phosphatase activity
Source: RefSeq, a predicted model, not a curated record
AGCUACCACACCAAGACCUAAGAUGUGGGCUGUGCAAAGAUGCUGAGAAAUCAUGCAACCAAGUGACGGGAAUAAAAUACACGGUCAAAGUGGGAAACACCUCCAAAAGUGAAAGAAUAAGACGACAAAGAUACUGUUGGAUGUUCAUGUACAGACUGACAUGUGCUGGAUCUUCAAGCUCAUGGGCAUCUAAGAAACCAUCUACAGAUGGUGAGGAGAGUUUUUUUUUUUUUUUUUUAGUAGAAGCAAGCAACCCUUCAUAAAGCAUUAAAAAACAUAUUUUAUUUUGUUUUAUUUUAUUUUAUUUUAUAUUUUAUUUUAUAUACAUUUUUUAUAUAAAUAAAUAAUAAAUACGUAUUUAUAAAUAUUUAAACCAAUUGGGGUCAAGGAACGGGACAAACUCUGCCCCGGAAUGGUUUCUAUGGUAACAAAGCCCAAAUCCUACGUCACUUCCGGAAAGGUUAAAUUCGCUGAGAGAACCACGGUGUGCGACUGUGGAUGAGUAAAGCAGAACUGCUGACUUCAUUCAUUUAUUCCCUUACUUUAUCAUUCACAGUUGUUAGUAUUUCUCCACUAUAUAACGUUAGCUUGUCUUGACAGGUGUAUGUGUUUUUGCAGUUGCUUGGAAUAAAGGUGUGCACAAGGGUUUGCACACCUCAUAUCAGCUGGACGUAAAUGCAGGGCCUGCACUGAGCCAUGUCGAUAUCGGUGAUCAUUAAGUGGGGAGGACAGGAGUACUCUAUCAGUUCUCUGUCGGAGGAAGACACUGUUAUGGACCUGAAACAGUCCAUUAAGACGCUGACCGGGGUUCUGCCGGAGAGGCAAAAGCUGCUGGGACUCAAAGUCAAAGGUAAACCUGCAGAGGACGAGAUGAAGCUGGGCUCUCUGAAACUGAAGCCCAACACCAAAAUCAUGAUGAUGGGAACUAGAGAGGAGAGCCUGGAAGAUGUUUUAGCUCCUCCCCCAGAGAACGAUGAUGUCGUCAAUGAUUUUGAUAUUGAGGAGGAAGUUAUUGAGGUGGAGAACAGGGAGGAGAAUUUGGCUAAAAUUGCGCGUAGAGUAAAAGACUAUAAAGUGGAAGAGCUGAAUCCUCCAAGAAAAGGAAAGAACCUGUUGGUUCUGGAUGUGGACUACACAUUGUUUGAUCACAAAUCCUGUGCAGAAACGGGCCAGGAGCUGAUGAGACCAUAUCUGCACGAGCUUCUGACAUCAGCUUAUGAGGAUUAUGAUAUUGUCAUCUGGUCUGCCACAAGUAUGAAGUGGAUAGACGCCAAAAUGAAAGAGCUGGGAGUGACAGUCAACCCAAACUACAAGAUCACAUUUAUGCUGGACAGUGCAGCCAUGAUCACAGUACACACCCCGAAACGCGGAGUGGUGGAGGUUAAGCCUCUGGGUGUGAUAUGGGGAAAAUACGAUGAAUUCUACAGCAGAAAAAACACUAUCAUGAUCGAUGACAUUGGAAGAAACUUUCUCAUGAACCCGCAGAACGGACUGAAGAUCCGACCCUUUAUGAAGGCUCACCUCAACAGAGAGAAGGACAAAGAGCUGUACAAACUGGCUCAGUACCUCAAAGAAAUCGCCAAGCUUGAGGACUUCAGCGGACUCAAUCACAAACACUGGGAGAAGUACUUAUCGAAGAGGCAGCGCCACUAAGGAAGGACCCGCAAACACAAAUGCUCUCUCCGCUGGAACACAUUUUGGUUUGGCUUUCACAAAUCACGCAAUGUAAACAAAUUCAAAAGGAACUUUUUGUACAUUUAUUGAAGUGUUUGUGCUCGAAAGGUUCAAAAUCUAAAACAGGACUCGAACAAAAGUCGUAUAUCGCACAUUCUGAAGCCUAAGAUGACCCGAAAGUGUGUGAGAUCUAGUCUUCCAGAAUACUUUAAUGUUAAAAGAAAAAAA